Molecule: messenger RNA, 1347 nt
Organism: Penicillium digitatum Pd1
Lineage: Eukaryota; Fungi; Ascomycota; Eurotiomycetes; Eurotiales; Aspergillaceae
Product: FAD-dependent oxidoreductase
Molecular function (GO): FAD binding; monooxygenase activity
Source: RefSeq, a predicted model, not a curated record
AUGGAGCCAAUUCGCCCUCCCCAGGAUAUCGCCAUCAUCGGUGCUGGUAUCGCUGGCAUCGCGUGUGCAUUGUCCAUCUCCCGCGAACUCUCUCCCUUUGUCCCGAACCUGAAAAUUACCGUUUAUGAGCGACAUGAUGUAUUAUCAACCUCAGGUGGUGCUAUCAAUUUGACGCCCGUCGCCCAGCGGCAUCUUGCCCAGCUGGGUGUGCUCGAAGAAUUGGACCGAAUGGGUUCCGAGGGUGGUGCCGAUGUCGACGCCAUUGAACUCUUCUCCAUGCGGUCGGGCCGUUCGAUCGGUUCCAUCAACUUCACAGACAACCAGGGAAAAGGAUUUGGCGGAUACAAAGGCCGAAGAGUCAUGCGGAUUGCGCUGUCUGUAGCCAUGUUGACCGUGGCGGAGCGGACUCAAAAUGUAGAGAUUGUUUUCGGCAAAAAAGUGAUCCGUGGUGAGGAACUCGAGGAUCGAGCCGUCGUGCAUUUCCAGGACGGCACAGCGGCAGGCGCAGACUUGAUCAUUGGCUGCGAUGGCGUCAACUCCGCGGUCCGGACCCGGUUUGUGGAUGUCGAUCGCCCUGCUGAGUACACGGGGCUGUCGUUUUUACAGGCCACGAUUGACUCGAAUUCACUUUCAUCGCGUCCUCACUUCCGCACAUCCUCGCUCAAUAUUUCCCGUCAUGGCUCAAUGCUGGCUAGCUACUGUGACCGUGAGGGCGAACAGAUCUUUGCUGCUGCUAUCGUCCAAUUCAGUCAGGAAGCGCUCAGCCGCUAUCGACUGGAGCCCGGUCAAGAUUGGGCCACCAAGAACAAGAUCCGCUGCGCCCUUCGCGAGGAGAUAAGAGACCGUUUUGGCAAAUGUGUCAUUCCCUGUAUCAAAGAAAUGGUUGAGAGUAAAGCAGAGUGGAUGCUUUAUCCUGUCUUUCAAGUUCCCCCUGGAGGGCGUUGGUGCAUGAACCGAGUUAUUCUACUGGGCGAUGCAGCACAUGCGAUGCCCCCACGAGAUGAAUCAGCUGCAUACGCACUAGAUGACGCAAUCUUAUUCUCUCGAAUUCUGGCAAGCUAUCGUUCGGAGCCCUUGACGGAGGUUUUUGAUGCCUAUGAGACUCUUCGUCGUGAAACGAUCAACCAUGCCUUCAAAGAGUCCCGUCGUAUGUGGGAACGGAACCGCGAGAUGGGAUUCUUCGAGGGCAGGAUAAAAGAGUGGAUGAUGGCUUUCCAUCUCAAAAGCAACGAAAACGCACGUGAGGCCGCGUGGGCCUUUGACGCAACUAAGAUGGCCCUCCCCACACCGGCACCCAGUGAAGACUUGGUUUCAUUGGAUUCAUUUUUGAGAGAGAAGACCCUAUGA